Molecule: messenger RNA, 3039 nt
Organism: Microthlaspi erraticum
Lineage: Eukaryota; Viridiplantae; Streptophyta; Magnoliopsida; Brassicales; Brassicaceae
Source: the annotation of a GenBank genome assembly
AUGGCUUCUUCUUCUGCUUUGACUCGCACCUGGAGAUACCGCGUCUUCACGAGCUUCCACGGCCCCGACGUCCGCAAAAGCUUUCUCAGUCAUUUACGCAAACAGUUCGUCUGCAAUGGGAUUUCGAUGUUCGACGAUCAAGGAAUCGAGAGAAGCCACACGAUCAAACCCGAACUCACACGAGCGAUUAAGGAAUCGAGGAUCUCGAUCGUCGUGCUCACGAAGAACUACGCUUCUUCAGGAUGGUGUUUGGAUGAGCUGUUGGAGAUUCUGAAGUGCAAGGAAGAUAAGGGACAAAUCGUGAUGACGAUCUUCUACGGAGUCGAUCCAUCUGAUGUUCGCAAACAGACUGGAGAUUUCGGGAAAGUUUUCAGGGAAACGUGUCGUCGUAAAACGGAGGAGGAGAGGCGGAGAUGGAGCCAAGCUUUGACCGUCGUUGGCAACAUCGCCGGAGAACACUUGCUAAACUGGGACAAUGAAGCGGAAAUGAUCGAGAAGAUUGCAAGAGAUGUUUCAGACAAACUGAAUGAGACACCGUCUAGGGAUUUUGAGGGCAUGGUUGGACUUGAAGCUCGUUUGAAGAGAAUGGAGUCACUGCUAGAUUUAGAUUAUGGUGGAGUUAAGAUGGUUGCAAUAUAUGGUCCUGCAGGUAUUGGUAAGAGUACCAUUGCAAGAGCUUUGCUAAGUCAAUUCUCUGAUAGGUUUCAGCUUACUUGUUUUGUGGACAACCUUAGAAGAAGUUAUCCUAGUGGCAUUGGGGAGUAUGGUUUGAAGCUGCACUUACAAGAAGAGUUUCUUUCAAAGGUUCUGAACCAAAAUGGUAUUAGGAUACGUCAUUUAGGUGCAGUGAAAGACAGGCUCCGGGAUCAGAGAGUGCUCAUCAUUCUUGAUGAUGUGGAUGAUCUAAAGCAGUUAGAGGCUUUGGCUAACGGAACUAUGUGGUUUGGUCCUGGUAGUAGGAUUGUAGUCACCACGGAAAACAAAGAGCUUCUGCAGCAACAUGGUAUCAACGAUACGUACCAUGUGGGGUUUCCAUCUAGAGAAGAAGCUCUUGAGAUCUUAUGUAGAUAUGCUUUUAGUCAAAGCUAUCCAUUGAAUGGGUUUCAAAAGCUUGCGGAAAGAGUAACAGAGCUUUGUGGUAAGCUUCCAUUGGGUCUCCGUGUGGUGGCUUCCUCUUUACGUGGGAAGAAUGAGGAUGAUUGGGAGAAAGUAGUACGCAGGCUAGAAACUAUUCUUGAUCACCGAGAGAUCGAGGAAGUAGUAAGAGUUGGUUAUGAGAGCUUACAUGAGAAUGAGCAAUCUCUGUUUCUCCAUGUAGCAGUCUUCUUCAACUGGGAAGAUGGUGAUCUUGUGAAAGCCAUGCUCGCUGACAAAAACCUGGAUAUAACAUACGGGUUGAAAAUCUUGGAAAACAAGUCUCUCAUACAUGUAACUACGGAUGGAGAAAUAUUUAUGCACAAGUUACUGCAACAAUUGGCCACAAAAGUCGUUCAUAGUGAAGAACCAUGGAAACGCCGGAUUCUAGUAGAUGCUCCAGAGAUUUGCGAUGUUCUUGAACGUGCCGAAGGGACAAGAGCUGUGUCCGGCAUAUCAUUUGACAUGUCUGACGUGGAUGAAGUAUCCAUAGGCAAGAAAGCUUUCAAAAGAAUGCCUAAUCUUCGAUUCCUCAAAGUUUACAAAAGCAGGGAUGACGGGAAUGAUGUAUUGCAUAUACCUGAGGAAAUGGAGUUCCCACGUCGACUAAGGUUACUACAAUGGGAGGCAUACCCAAGCAAGUGUCUUCCUCCUACGUUUCAUCCCGAAUAUCUUGUCGAACUCAAAUUACCAAAUAACAAUCUCGAGAAGCUCUGGGGAGGAACCCAGCCAGUUACAAACCUCAAGAAGUUGCAGUUGCCAAGGUCUUUGAAUCUAAAGGAACUUCCGGAUCUUUCAAAAGCUGCAAAUCUGGAGAGACUGGUUCUGCGUGGUUGCAAGAGUUUGGUGGAGAUUCCUUCCUCUAUCGGAGAUCUUCAAAAAAUAGUCUGGUUGGAUUUGGGUCACUGUAAAAAGCUACAAGUUGUUCCGACCCGCUUCAACUUGGCACCUCAUGGUUUUGUCGACAUGUCCGGAUGCUCACAGCUGAGAAACUUUCCAGAUAUAUCCUCCAACACCACAGCACUCGUAAUCGCAGACGCAAUGUUAGAACAAGUUGCUAAAUCAAUUAGGCUUUGGAGUAGCCUCCGGACACUCAGUAUAUACGACGAUGGCGCAAAUAUUGAGAGGAUUCCAGAUUGCAUCAAAGACCUCCCUGUGUUAAAAUCGCUAGCUAUAUAUGACUGUCCAAAGCUUGCAUCACUGCCAGAGCUCCCUCGCUCGCUCGAAAGACUAAUAGCACGGUCCUGUGAAUCACUCAAGACCGUAUCUCUGGCUUAUGACUCUGUAACAGUUUGCAGUUUCCCCAACUGCUUCAAACUAGGCCGAGAAGCGCAGAGAGUAAUCACACAGGUGUCGUUGGGGGCUUGCCUACCUGGAAGAAAAAUACCUGAGGAGUUUGACCACCGAGCUAAGGGAAACACCUUGACCAUCCGUACAGAUUCCCGAGUGUUUAGGUUUUGCAUUGUCAUUUCCCCUAAACAACAGAUUGAAGAUCACUACCCGGACUUGUUGUGUCGCAUGCGCGUAAACAAGGGUUGCCCCACUGACCAUGUGUUACUUGUGUAUCUCCUUAGUAUCCAAACGGAACAUCUAUGUGUAUAUUACGCUGAUUUGGCUGGCGUGGAUGGAGAUGGAGACUUUGAACUGGAGAGUGAAAUAACGUUUGAGUUCAUCUCAUGCCAGGAGAUCGACAUUAUUGAAUGUGGUGUCCAGAUCUCGACGGAGGAAAGCGAGAGUAGAAGAAGGAUUGAGUUUGAUGAGCCCAGCGAAGAAGACUCUCAAGACUCUGAACUUACGGAUGGACUAAUCUGCGACUCGAAAGAAGACAACGAUAUCGAAACCAGUAGACUUAGAGAUUGUUGGAGCUGGCUCCUCCUCUGCUUGGUUUGGGGAAGAAGACAAUGA